Molecule: messenger RNA, 892 nt
Organism: Saprolegnia diclina VS20
Lineage: Eukaryota; Oomycota; Saprolegniomycetes; Saprolegniales; Saprolegniaceae
Exons: 5
Coding region: 1-801 (266 amino acids)
Molecular function (GO): oxidoreductase activity
Source: RefSeq, a predicted model, not a curated record
AUGCUCCGCCGUAUCGCUCUCGCUGUGCUCCAUGCCGUGCCGCUUGUCAUCUUGCUCAUGAUGUGCAUCUGGAUGGGGGUGACGCUGACGAUGUACAAGACGAGCGUCCUCAGUCAAGUGACGGCCGUGGACAUUGCGGGCUUCUCCGUGCGCUAUUCGGACGCGCACCUCUUCAACUGGCACCCGGUGCUCAUGACGUUUGGGCUGCUCUUUUGCUCGUACGAAGCGGCGCUCGUGUUUGUGACGGCGCCCUUUGACCACGACACCAACAAGACUGUGCACGCGACGUUGCACGGGCUCGCGCUGCUCUCGGCGGUCCUCGGCGCGAUUGCAGUCUUUUCGUAUCAUUUUGCCCAGAACAUUCCGAACCUGUACAGCCUCCACAGCUGGCUCGGGCUGCUGACCGUCGUCGCCUUUCUUUCACAGAUUGUCGUGGGCUUUGUGGCGUUCUUGUACCCGGGUCUCGCGGCGCGCUGGCGGCUUGCGCUGGUGCCGUACCACGUUGGCUUUGGCCUCGCGGUCCUCGGGCUUGUGGCUGCCACGAUCGUGACGGGCAUCAUGGAGAAGCUCGGGUUCAACGGCUCGUGCAACGUUUCCGGCAAGCUCGACGGACGCGACGUCCGCGGCUACAUGGCGCCGGACUGCAUGCUCGGCAAUGCGAUUGGGCUCUUGGUGGCGCUGACGUUUGCCAGCGUUGCGAUGACGGUGAUCGUCUCGAAGCUCCCGACGCCACCCCGCGGCCCGAUCGAACUGGCGAUGGACGGGACGGAGACUGUGCCGUUGAUGGCCCACGAAAACUGACGUGCUCAUGGACCCCUUGUGUAGUUGACUGUGCCUACCUCGUUUCCCAGCUGUGUGACAGCGUAACCAAACGAGCUCUUGUCGCUGUGCC